This is a messenger RNA of Colletotrichum karsti, 858 nucleotides long. RefSeq lists its product as uncharacterized. The record is from RefSeq and is a predicted model, not a curated record. Lineage: Eukaryota; Fungi; Ascomycota; Sordariomycetes; Glomerellales; Glomerellaceae. Gene Ontology annotation, cellular component: mitochondrion. The coding region runs from base 1 to 858 and encodes 285 amino acids. The transcript has 2 exons.
AUGACACAAACAGAGACCGGGAACGGCCUGGUCGGCACAGAACGCGACCCAUGUCCCCUCCUGGGGCAGUUGGCAGGGGAUUUGACAGCCGGAGCUUUCUCCGCAAUUUUGAUCUCCCCGGCAGUCACGAUACUAGAUCGGGCGGUGGUGGAGAGAACAUCAACAGGACGGCCCCUCAUCCGAGGUCUUCGCUCGCAGCUGUCUUCCGCCCUCCGCCGACCACGAUCCUUCUUCCUGGGCAAGCCUCUGGGGAUAGUCUGGACCCUUUAUGCGGCGACUUACGUCACAGCAAACGCUGCAACGACACUAGCUGAGAGAUACGACGGCGCCGCAGCCGUGAGCACGGCGACAUUCGCCUCCACGUUCCUCGUCAACGUGCCCCUUGGCGUGUGGAAGGACCUCCGGUUUGCCGAGAUAUUCGGGUCCAGCAGCAGCGCGUCCGGGGCCACGGCGGUAUCGACGACACCGCGAGGGCUCCCGAGAGCAGCAACCGCCACUUUCUUGAUCAGGGACGCGGUGACGAUCUUUGGGUCGUUUACUCUCCCGACGUGGGUAUCGGCUGCUAUCCCGGACAGCGUGACGGCUUCCCCACAUGCCAAGGCGACGCUCACGCAGCUGACGGUGCCGGUGAUGUCUCAGCUGGUCGCUUCGCCGAUUCACCUGAUUGCGUUGGACUACUACGAGAGGCAGAGGAAGCUGCCGUUCUCCGACAGGGUUGCGAAGACGAAGGAGCAUGUGCCGUCGACGAUAGUCAUGCGGUGUAUUAGGAUCAUUCCGGCGUUCAGCAUUGGGUGCGUUGCGAAUCUGGAGUUCAGGUCAAUGUUUCAUACGUGGUUAGGCUCAAUAACUGGAAAAUAA